This is a messenger RNA of Menidia menidia (Atlantic silverside), 2247 nucleotides long. Lineage: Eukaryota; Metazoa; Chordata; Actinopteri; Atheriniformes; Atherinopsidae. The record is from the annotation of a GenBank genome assembly.
CUGAAAGGAACGACCUACUCUAUGGUGAGCACCACUCUUGGCUUUAAGAAUCCACACGUGAUAGAAAAGCAUGACAGCUGCUGUAAAGGUAGCUUAAGCCAGGAUUGGGCAAUCUUCCUGCCUCAGACAGUGGUGGGCCUGAGUGGAUCCUGUGUGGUGAUCCCUUGCAGUUUCACCCUGCCCUCAGACUACGAACAGCACCUGGAUGGUUCAUGUAGAGCCAUAUGGAAAAGAGGCAGAUGGGGCCGAACGCAGGUGUUCGAUUCCAGCCUCACUGGAGAGCGCAUGAGCUUGAACCUCUUGCAGGGAAACCUGAUUGGGGACCUGCACAAUAAAGACUGCACCACCAUCUUCAACAACCUCCCAUCAAACCAUUAUGGCAGCUACGACUUCAGACUGGAGUGUGACAACGCUCUGAAAUAUAACUUUAAAACAAAUGUUUGGAUCUCCACUCAAGAUUCCCUCCCUAGACCUACAAUUACUCCAUCCAGGCUGGAGGUCGAAGAAGGGACUCCAGUGACACUGAACUGCUCAGCUGCUGCUCCCUGUCCCAUUCUUCUCCCAGUUUUCACCUGGACGCCCAAAAUAGGUGACGUAGAGGAGGACAUGGAGGCAAAACCUGUGACUUCGGUUAUGAGCUUUAAUGCCUCCUACCUUCACAAUGGGCAGACGUUCGUUUGCACCAUUCUCUACAACCGACAAGCUGGGAACAGUGAUGUUAUUUAUGAACAGAGUUUGACCCUGAGUGUUUUUUAUCCUCCAAACAACACAACAGUCAGUUACUCUGGUCCCGUCAGAGAGGGCAGCGUGGUGACUCUGACCUGCAACACUAAUUCAAAUCCAGCUGCGGACAGCUUUACCUGGUACAAAGUCAAUGAGCAUCAAGUGGAGGCAGUGGGGUCUUAUCAGAGGCUUUCAACUACAGUCACAGAAGUUGACAGACAGUUUUUCUGCAGAGUCAGCAACAAAUACGGAGGCCAGAACUCUUCCAUUGCUGAUAUAGAUGUUCAGUUUCCUCCAAAGGAUACAAUAGUAAUUAUGGACCCCGCUGGUCCUGUCCUGGAGGGGAGCUCAGUUUCUCUGCUCUGUAGUAGCCGUUCAAACCCACCAGUGACCAACUUCACCUGGUACAGGAACAGUGAAUUGGACCAGGAGACCGGACCAGUCUUGGGUAUUGAUGUUGUGGACCUCGACCAUAGCGGCGACUAUCAGUGUGCGGCAAAAAAUGACCUGGGAGAAGAAACAUCCACAAAGCUUGAGCUGGACGUUCAGUUUCCCCCCAAGAACACCUCGCUGUCAGCUGACCCCUCUGGUCCAGUUCCGGAAGGCACAUUGGUUACUCUGACCUGUACAAGCUUUGCCAAUCCGGCAGAAGUAAACUUCACCUGGUUUCGAGCGUCUGGAGGAGAAAAAGAGCCGGUUGGCUCUGAGCCAGACUUCACCUUCAAUGUGACCAAACUCACAGAGGAUCAAUAUUACUGUGAGGCUCUGAAUGUCCACGGGGCCGAUUCCUCCGAACCUGCAACCGUUGAUGUCACAUUUCCUGCAGAAAUCCUGUCCUCGUCCCGCUGCGUCAGAAUUUUAUCCCAGUUUCGAUGUUCCUGCAACAGCCAGGGGAACCCGCUUCCCUCCCUGGUUUGGGAAUUGGCCGGGGAACCCGUCAAUCACUCUGCAGACAUCCCAAUCCGAGAGAUAACCCUCGGGAGUGGAACUAUUAAGAGCGUCAUCACCCUUUAUCGCCGGGAAGAGGACGUUCCUUCUCUGAUGUGUCUCAGCAGCAACUCACUGGGCUCUGAUAGUUUAGCAUUCAAUGUGUCGUCCAGUGAAACCCCGCUAGGCCUACAUCUUUUAUCUCUUCUGAUCGGCUCUGCAGUCGGGGCAUUCGGGAUGUUCCUGGUGUGCCUCCCACUGCUUAUAUGCUGCUGCAGGAAAAGACAAAGGAACCUUCCGUCGGACAAGGAACAGACGGGAACUUCACACCACGUAGUAACCGAUGAGACCAACUCUGUACCUUUAAGUGUGGUUUUCGCCAAUAAGGCCAUUGAGGGGGAGGACGGAGAAAGCACAGAAGAUAAUCUCCACUAUGCCAAUGUCGACUUUGCUAAACUCCAGGCCAGACCACUGGAUGAUAUUGGGGAAGGUGAGAUUAGAGGACUUGCUUCCAAGACUGCCGUGUAUGCCAAAAUCUGCCUGCAGUGCACAGAAAGCACUGAGGGGGAAUGCAAUGGAGGGAAAAAAACUUGUUGA